Messenger RNA from Phragmites australis (common reed), 3354 nucleotides. Its product is annotated as protein SMAX1-LIKE 5-like. The transcript has 2 exons. The record is from RefSeq and is a predicted model, not a curated record. NCBI's taxonomy places the organism in Eukaryota, Viridiplantae, Streptophyta, Magnoliopsida, Poales, Poaceae. The coding region runs from base 126 to 1616 and encodes 496 amino acids.
CACUCCUACACACACUUCACAGCAAGAAGACUGGUAAUAUUAGCUGGUGAGGAGUGACUAGUGUGAGGUUGUUGCCACGGUGCAUUGCGUUGAGGUGAUUUGUGCACCAGUACGGCAAGUGAGUGAUGCGGACGGGGGGCUACACGGUGCACCAGUCGCUCACCGCCGAGGCGGGCGCGGUGCUCAAGCAGUCGCUGCGGCUGGCGCGCCACCGCGGCCACGCGCAGGUCACGCCGCUGCACGUCGCCUUCACGCUGCUCAGCUCCUUCGAGCCUUCAUCCCCGCUCUUCACCUUCUUCGCCGCGUCCCGGGCCGCCCCCUUCACGCCGUCCUCCUCCUGCUCGUACGGCCUCCUGAGGCGCGCCUGCGCCAAUGCCCACCCUGGCGCCGGAGGCGGCUGCUCGCUUGCGGCCGUGUCGCACCCGGUGCAGUGCCGGGCGCUGGAGCUCUGCUUCAAUGUCGCGCUCAACCGGCUCCCCACGAUUAAUGCUGUGGGCUCACCGCUCUCGUCGUCGUCUUCGGCUAGCUCAGGUGUCUCUUCGACGUCCUUCGCGGCGUCGCUCGUCCAGCCCAACCCGACGCUGUCCAAUGCGCUCGUUGCCGCGCUCAAGCGCGCGCAGGCGAACCAGCGGCGCGGCUGCGUCGAGGUGCAGAGUCAGCCGCCGCUGCAGCAGCAGCAGCAGCAGAGCGUGCAGCAACAACCUCUUCUCACGGUCAAGGUGGAGCUGGAUCAGCUCAUCGUCUCCAUCCUCGAUGACCCCAGCGUAAGCCGGGUGAUGCGGGAGGCCGGCUUCUCCAGCGCCGCCGUCAAGACCAAACUUGAGGAGGAGAGCGCAUUGCUGCUCGGCCUCGGCCACCACCACGGUUCCCUCACCCCUACAUCAUCGUCCUCCACUACUCCAGCCGCGGCGGUUCCGUCUCAGUUCUUCCCGGAGCCUUACAGUGCCUUCCCUGAGCACUCCGGUGGCUGCGGCGCGUCGUGGCCGGCGGCGCAGUUCUUGAACCAGCCUGAAGCCGAGUCGCCAUGCAAGGAGGAUGACGUGACGGCGAUCUUGGAGGUCAUGAUGCGGAAGCAGGGGAAACGAACCAACCCCGUCGCCGUCGGCGACUCCGUGUCCGUCGCCGAAGCGUCGGUCGCCGAGCUGAUGACGCGGCUGGAGAGAGGCGACGUCCCGGAAGAGCUGCGCGGCACGCACGUCCUCCGGCUCCACCUCUCCCACGUCCACGUCCGGCUCAUGACCCGCGCCGACGUGGACGCGUGGGUGGCCGACCUACGCCGCAGCGUCACCGCCGGAACCAGUGCCAAGGCCGGCCUGGUCAUCUACGUCGGCGACAUGCGCUGGGCCGUGGACGACGACGCCCGCGUCCAGGCAGCAGGGUUCUUCAGCCCCGCUGAGCACUUGGCCACCGAACUCGCGCGCAUGCUGGGCGAGCAACGCGCCGCAGCGCGCGGGCGAGCCUGGCUCGUGGCGGCCGCGAGCUACGGGACCUACAUGCGGUGCCAGCAGCGGCGGGCGCUGGAGGCGACGUGGGUGCUACAGCCGGUGGCCGUCCCCGCCGGCGCCGGCGCAGGAUUCGGCCUCGGUCUGGCACUCGGUCCUCGCGCCGCAAGGUGACAAAGCGUUAAACUUGGUGGCAGUGCUGCUGCUCCCGUAGACCGUAGUACUGUCCUCCUUUCGUAUGCUUUGUUUUGUUUCACUUUGCUGUUACUGAUGUGUUGCUGUCCUGCCCUGCUCUGCUCUGCUUUUGGUUUGGUUUGCUCUGUUUGGAAGCUGCCUGCAUGCUGUGCUAGGUAUUUGAAACUAGAAAUCCCAGAUAAUUGGUCUUUCAUUAGAGAGGAAACUUUGAUAUGGAUACCCACCCUGCUUGAUUUGAGUGCUGAAAUAACACUCUUUGAUCUAGAACCAACAGAAACCAGAAAGACAAAAGGCAAAUGUUUAUAUUUGGGGGAAAAUGAUAAUUUUAUUUGCUCAGGGUCAGCUUCUUUGUUGAUUCUCCUUUCUGCAAUACAAACUGAUUAGGAUAUAUUCAUUUCUGACACUUUUUCUGCAUGUCCAUAUGUUACCUCUUUUCCUUGGAUAAUAGGACAACAAACAUAUAUGAUAGUUAUAGCAGAAAUCUGUGCCCUACUAGCAGACUUGUUACUUGUUAUCCUUGUGAAACAAUUAUAUCCAGCAUUGAAGCUUAUUUGCAUUUAUUGUUCUUGUGUUGCAUGUAUAGCAGCGCGGAAGACCGCAAGAUCAUCAAACUUGCUCAGAGUCCGCUGCUGGAUUUGGCAACCAAAGAAGAGGACGUUGUGCCGGCAUUGUGUGCUGAAUGCGCCAGGAACUACGAUAACGAAGCAUCAGCAGUGAGAGCAAAGGCAGAAGGCACCAAUCUUGCCCUGACCUAUUUCCCAGGUUGGACGCAGGCGGAUGAACCCCAAACAUCACACAAGGAUGAUCUAAUGGAGUUGAAGAUGGAAUGGAGCAGAAUGUGCCAGAGGGUUCACUUGCAAUGCAACAAGCCGACCACAAGCAAGAUCAAGCACCAGGAUGUGAAGACCACGCUCAGCCUCCUCUUAUUCCCAGACUCCGCGGGGAGACCCGACGAGGUCGACCGCCACUGGAGCGAGGACCUGGACGACAAGCCAGCGGCGCAAGAGCCAGGUACGAUGGUUAGAUCCAAUGACAUGAAGAGCGUUCCGCGGCCGUGGCUCGGUGAGCUGCCGUUCGGUGAUCUCAAGAGAAAGACCGAGAGGGCCCAGCUUCCGACCGAAUCCAAGCGCUGGAGGGGCAGUGACGGCCUUGAUCUGAACCUAUGUGCUGACGACGAGGACGGUGGUGGUAGCACCAAAGAGGAGCCUGUUCCGAGCGACUUGACAAACGAUGGUGAAGGCAGCGGCGAUGUGACUGACAGCCUCGACAGCCAUUGUUAGGCUGCGACUUCGAUCACAGAGAGAUGGCACCAUGGCGGUAUGGUAGGGCCAGAGGGAGAUGGAGCUUCCGGAGGAGAAGGCUGUCUCUGGUCGUUGCUGCUUGCAGCAUUCAAAGUUCAAAAUUGGCGGGAAGGUGGGGAGGGGAGGCAUGAUGGUGGUGGUAGCGGUCUGAACUCAUGGGUUCAGUCCUACCCAAUAGGAUCCAUGUGGGCUGAGCUCAUUGGCAUCCGAUUUUUGUUCGGGCUGUAGUAAUGAUUUCUAUGUAAAAUUACUGUUGACUCAUUAGCAUUGUAUCAUAGCAGGCGGUAGUACUUUUCUUAGCAGUGAACACUGAAUUUGUAUUCUUAGCAGUUGGCACUGUAUUAAUCGUAGUAUUUACUCUAGGAAGUACUAUUUGGCUCCAAAUGUAAUAGCCUCUUUGAACGCAUGAUUUGAAA